AUGUUAAGUGAGAAAGCGAAAGGGAAGCAGAGGGCAAUCGAGCAUUCAGGAGAUGCCAUUGCGUCCUCGUCGGCUCCUACGCCCUCUGAGCUCAUUCGUACACUCGUAGUGCGCUUUACAGAAGGCACUCCAGACCUCAUACUCACCGUCAACAACUCCGACACGGUCCUUGAUGUCAAGAAGAAUAUUCGUCAAGCUCGAGCAGAUCUGAAAGACCGACGCCUGCGACUCAUUCACUCCGGUCGAUUAUUGACCGAUGGUACAUUUCUGUACGCAUGGCUGUUGUCACUCGAAGAAAGGCAGCGAAGAGCCACGUCCGAGAACAGCAUUGGUCCGGAUACAGCCAACUCAACAUGGAUCCAUUGUUCAGUUGGACCCAAGCUAGCGUCAGGCGAAGAAGAGACCGAUGAGGGAAAUACUCAAGUUAGCCAACUACAACCUGUAAGGGGGUUCGAUCGCCUUGCGUCUGUCGGGUUCUCUGAAGCGGACAUCGCCAAUUUUCGUCGGCAAUUCCACAGCCAGUCAUCGGCGAAUUAUCUUGAUGUUGAUUUUGAGACUGAAGAAGAGUAUGACGAGCAUGCCCGUGCGCUCGAGGAACAAUGGAUUGACUCUAUUGACAAUGCGGGCACAGCAAGUCUGUCACAAUCUUCGCCUUCUGCCAAUUCCUCUGUUCUUCAAGGAAUUCUAAUUGGAUUUUUCUUCCCAUUGCUUCCAUUCUUCUUUAUGCGGAGUAAAAAGGCUGCUGUCUUUUGGGAGGAUGGAAACGAAGACGCGCCAACCACGAAUGUUAUAUUUUCACGUCGCAUGCAGAUGGGUUUAGUGGUUGGCUUCCUCGUAAACAUCAUGUUUGGCAUGUGGCGAAUAUUGUUGGAUUCAUCAUAA
Molecule: messenger RNA, 882 nt
Organism: Laccaria bicolor S238N-H82
Lineage: Eukaryota; Fungi; Basidiomycota; Agaricomycetes; Agaricales; Hydnangiaceae
Exons: 5
Coding region: 1-882 (293 amino acids)
Biological process (GO): protein processing
Cellular component (GO): endoplasmic reticulum; Dsc E3 ubiquitin ligase complex
Molecular function (GO): protein binding
Source: RefSeq, a predicted model, not a curated record